AUGGCCAUUGGUUGGAUUGUGUUUCUGCUGCUGGUAAACAACAGUGGAACACUUGGAAACUAUCAUGACUGCAAUGUAUCACAAAGAUGUAUGAAGGAUAUUAACAUAUUCCUUUGGGAUUUAAACCAAGAUGAGCCAAAGGAAUAUGCUACUCUCAUGUAUGAUUCCUUUGGAAAGAUGGGCAGCAGUGUUAAAGAUGGUAAUGUGAAUCAGCCCGGUUCCCUGCAGCAGUGUCGCUCUGCUAUCGGCCCCGGCUUCUCUGCACAGUAUUGCCAGGUGUUCCUGAAGCAGGGAGCCAUCCAGUAUUUUGUGGGUAUUUGUCUCCCUGACUCCUGCAGGGAGCAAGAUGUGGAACGCAUUGUGCAGUGUGACGGACUUCAGUUCAACCAGAGGUCUCUCCUUAGUCCAUUACCUCCCAUCUUGACCAAUCAGUCUUAUCAGGACAUAAUCAUGACUCACUGUUUAGCCGACGCAGUUACUCUUGAUGCAUCAAGCGUAGCUUGCAUGUGUGUGUGCUGUGUCAUGUUAGCCAUUCCUCUUGCAGCUACCCUUCUCAGAGCCCUAAGAAGGUCAGACCCAAGCAGAAUGGUCAGUCCCACAGAGCAUAUUUCCCUUUCAAACUUUUAUGGCACUCUGAAAAGCAAUGGCUUAUCUGGCAAUGAAGUAAAUGGCCAAACAUUACAGGAAAAUGGUAGGAUCAACCCUGUUGCAGAAGAUAUUUCUCAAAGUUGUCUUUCUAGCUGCUUUCGAGCAUUUGCCUUACAGACAACAAGCAAGGGAGUCUUCAGCACGCUCCCCUCUGUCCAAAGUGACAAGUAUGCCUCUCUGAAUGGCAUACGUGUCCUCAGUUUGCUGUGGAUUAUAUGUGGGCACUCUGCACAGUUCCCAGUAAUUAACAACCUUGAUAACUACAAAACAUGGAGGAAGGCUGUUCAAAGUAGUCCAACAUAUGUGCUCACCAUUAGCGGCCCUGUUUUUCUGGCUGUUGAUACCUUCCUAUUGCUUGGAGGUUUGCUAAGUGCCAGAUCUUUGCUGAGCUCCAUCAACAAGGCAGAAGACCAUCUGAGUCUCGGUUUGGUUGCAAACUAUCUCUUCAAGAGGAUUAAAAGGAUUCAGCCUCUGCAUCUGUUUACAAUGUGUCUCACUGUCAGCCUCAUCUCCUUGGUCCAGUGGGGUCCCUACUGGUUCCCAUUUGUAGAAACACUGAUGGACUGUAAAGCAUACUGGUGGGCUAACGUGCUGCUAAUUAGCAAUCUACUACCAGUACAUGAGAUUUGUAUCCCCUGGACAUGGUACCUGUCUUUAGACUUCCAGUGCUAUGCAACUACCCCUCUGUUGGUCUAUAUUUACAGAUUUAAAAGGAGUGUGUUUGCCAUUGUGGUAGGAAGCCUUUUGGUGAUUUCUACUGUAACCAGUGCAGCUAUAACUGCAUGCCUGCACCUCCCAGUCUUUCAGCCAUCUACGAUAACAACGGACAACUACGUUUUGUAUUACUACGUGAAACCCUACACGAGGUAUGGACCGUUUCUGAUAGGGAUCCUAACAGGGAUACACCUGACAACAAAGAAAGGUCAGCUUUUAAAGGAAAAGUGGCAAGCAGCGCUUGGUUGGUUCUGCUGUCUUUCCAUGAUGUCUUUGCUUAUUGGACUGGCUUACCUCCUGAAAGAAACUCCAGCCUACCCAUCUGUGGCCCAUGCUCUGUAUCAGGGGCUGCACAGACCAGUCUGGGCCCUGGCUGUGAGUUGGAUCAUUCUGGCCUGUGAGGAGGGCUAUGGAGGAUUUAUCAAGACAUUCUUGUCCUUUGGUGUCUGGGUUCCUCUGUCCAACAUUAGCUUUGCCUGCUAUCUGGUACAUCCCAUCUUCAUUAUUCUCUACAAUGGUUUGCAAGAAACACCAAUCCACUACACAGAUAUCAACUUUAUGUACCUGUUCUUCGGCCAUCUGGUGCUCACUCUGGUGGUCGGCUGUGCUCUAACCGUGUUGAUUGAAAAGCCCUACCUCUUCCUUAAAGACAAAAGUAUCUAGAUAAGGUGUAACAUAUAAUGCAGUCCUCUUAUUCAUAUGU
Messenger RNA from Cyprinodon variegatus (sheepshead minnow), 2065 nucleotides. It is a transcript of the gene oacyl, whose product is annotated as nose resistant to fluoxetine protein 6-like. Bases 1 to 2025 code for a protein of 674 amino acids. Lineage: Eukaryota; Metazoa; Chordata; Actinopteri; Cyprinodontiformes; Cyprinodontidae. Gene Ontology annotation, molecular function: acyltransferase activity, transferring groups other than amino-acyl groups. The record is from RefSeq and is a predicted model, not a curated record. The transcript has 15 exons.